AUCAAUCGCCUGUAAGGCUUCCCACCGUGUCACUUGCAGGGGAAAUGUAGGAUGGUGCCAAGCCCGGAGGAGGACGCCUAUGCAGAUACCACAUAUUAUGAUUAUAUAGGCGAUUUCACCCACGCAAAAGUUAUGCACAACCAGGUUUUGGCUGGUUUGGCGAAGGCCGAAGGGCUCAUGCAACCGAUUGCGCCUCGCCCGGGGCUCUCAAGUCGGUGCGCACAUUCCUGGCUCCCUCUUUCCUCUAGAAGUGCCGAGCAAAGAUGUCGAAGCGCACGAAGAAGGUCGGCAUCGUCGGCAAGUACGGUACUCGCUAUGGUGCGAGUCUCCGUAAGGUGAUCAAGAAGAUGGAGGUCAGCCAGCACUCCAAGUACUUCUGCCACUUCUGCGGCAAGUUCGCCAUGAAGCGCCAGGCGGUGGGCAUCUGGGGCUGCAAGGCGUGCAACAAGGUGCAGGCCGGCGGUGCUUACACCCUGAACACCGCCUCGUCGGUGACCGUCCGCUCCACGAUCCGCCGUCUUCGUGAGCAGGUGGAGGCAUAAAUGCCUCUCAACCUGUGCUGUGUAACGUGUUGCGGGUUUU
Chlamydomonas reinhardtii is the source of this 582-nucleotide messenger RNA. Its product is annotated as ribosomal protein L37a. Gene Ontology annotation, molecular function: structural constituent of ribosome. Gene Ontology annotation, cellular component: ribosome. Gene Ontology annotation, biological process: translation. The transcript is spliced from 4 exons. Bases 264 to 542 code for a protein of 92 amino acids. The record is from RefSeq and is a predicted model, not a curated record. Lineage: Eukaryota; Viridiplantae; Chlorophyta; Chlorophyceae; Chlamydomonadales; Chlamydomonadaceae.